GCGAGGGAGAAGAGAGAGACAAACACAGCGAAACAACCCGCAACCAUCAGAUGUGAAGACUUCCUACACCGUUCCCACUGCCCGGCCAGAUAGAUGUUUUGUCCGCCGGGUCGCACGAAUCACAAUGAACGCGCAGCUGACGAUGGAGGCGAUUGGCGAUCUUCACGGGGUGAGCCAUGAGCCGGUACCCGCCACAGCCGAUCUGAUGAGCAGCAGCCCCCACCAUCGCAGCUCUGUAGCCCAUCGCAGUAGCCACUUGCCCGCUCACCCCCGCUCCAUGGGCAUGGCGUCCAUCCUGGACAGCGGCGGGGACUACCACCACCACCACCGACCCCCCGAACACGCCCUGGCGGGGCCCCUGCACCCCACCAUGACCAUGGCGUGCGAGACCCCUCCAGGUAUGAGCAUGACCAGCACAUAUACCACGUUAACCCCUUUGCAGCCUCUACCUCCCAUCUCGACGGUCUCGGACAAGUUCCCACAUCACCAUCACCACCACCACCACCAUCACCAUCCUCACCACCACCAGCGGAUCGCCGGCAAUGUGAGCGGUAGCUUCACUCUCAUGCGGGACGAGCGGGGACUAGCGUCCAUGAAUAACCUCUACACCCCCUACCACAAGGACGUACCCGGCAUGGGCCAGAGCCUUUCGCCCCUCUCCGGUUCUGGUUUGGGGGGCAUUCACAACUCCCAGCAAGGACUGCCCCAUUACGCCCACCCGAGCGCCACUAUGCCCGCUGAAAAGAUGCUCACCCCCAACGGCUUCGAAGCCCACCAUCCAGCCAUGCUAGCCCGGCACGGGGAACAGCACCUCACCCCCACCUCCGCAGGCAUGGUACCCAUCAAUGGCCUCCCGCACCACCCCCAUGCCCACUUAAAUGCCCAGGGUCAUGGUCAGAUCCUGGGCACUGCCCGGGAGCCAAACCCUUCGGUGACCGGCUCCCAGGUCAGUAAUGGAAGUAAUUCAGGGCAAAUGGAAGAAAUCAAUACCAAAGAAGUGGCGCAGCGGAUCACCACCGAGCUCAAACGAUACAGCAUCCCUCAGGCCAUCUUCGCUCAAAGGGUGCUGUGCCGCUCGCAAGGGACCCUCUCUGACCUGCUGCGCAACCCUAAACCUUGGAGCAAACUGAAAUCUGGCCGGGAGACCUUCCGGAGAAUGUGGAAGUGGUUACAGGAGCCGGAAUUCCAGCGAAUGUCAGCGCUCCGGUUAGCAGCAUGCAAAAGGAAAGAGCAAGAACAUGGGAAGGAUAGAGGGAACACACCCAAAAAGCCUAGGUUGGUCUUCACAGAUGUCCAGCGUCGAACUCUACAUGCAAUAUUCAAAGAAAAUAAGCGUCCGUCCAAAGAAUUGCAAAUCACCAUUUCCCAGCAGCUCGGGUUGGAGCUGAGCACCGUCAGCAACUUUUUCAUGAAUGCAAGGAGGAGGAGUCUGGAUAAGUGGCAAGACGAGGGCAGCACCAAUUCAAGCAAUUCAUCUUCUUCAUCAAGCACUUGUACCAAAGCAUGAAGAAAUAACCACAAACUAAAACCUCGGUGGAAAAGCUUUAAACAAAAAUUUAAGAAAAAUUAAAAAAAAAAAAAAGACCAGGACUUCAAGAUAGCAGGUUUAUACUUAGAAUUAUUUGAAAAAAAAAGUUAUUUAUAGUCCAAAGAAACCAAAGACUGAACUCACCUGCAUCCUGACUUUGUUCUGAGACACACACUUCAGCAGGGUGACGACUUGGCAGAGGAAGUCAUGAGCAAGAGAACUGCUGGGUCUUACGCCGUCCAUCCAUGAUCAUUCUUGCUGUGCUUGGCUCUUUCGUGGUUUGAAGCAUAGUGAUUUUUAGCCAUUGAAUGGACAUCUUUUCAGAUCUGACUCCUUCAUCUCUUCUAGCACACCGUGAAGGUGUAUAGUGUCUCAGUACUGUGCGUGCACACACCCCCACACACACACCCACCACCAAUGGUUAGGGAUAUAGGCAGGGUUGGUCUUCAGGAAAGGUUGUGCCGUGGAGCACAGCCAACAUGGUGUGGAGUUGUCCGAGUUCAUUUGAACAGAAGUGGGAUUUCGCUCUUCUAUUGUUUGAACCUGCCAGGCCUAUAACCUAAAUGCAGAUUCAAACCCAGCAAUGAAAAUUUGAAUGACUCCUAAACUAGUGCAUUCUCUUUGUUUGUUAAGGAAUGUUCAGAUAUUUUUUAAAAAAUGAAACAAGAUUCCAUCCAUUAAAAAAAAAAUUCACCUAGGUACCAAAGAACACAUUUAAUAUUAUAGUGCAGGUAUUUUAUUGCAAUGAUUUUAAUAUUCCAAAGCUAUUUUUACACAAAAAUACUAUGUAAAGUUAUACGUAUGAACUGACCUAACUGUAUAAUACAGUACACAUAUAAUCA
This is a messenger RNA of Antechinus flavipes (yellow-footed antechinus), 2370 nucleotides long. It is a transcript of the gene ONECUT1, whose product is annotated as one cut homeobox 1. Bases 125 to 1507 code for a protein of 460 amino acids. Lineage: Eukaryota; Metazoa; Chordata; Mammalia; Dasyuromorphia; Dasyuridae. Gene Ontology annotation, molecular function: RNA polymerase II cis-regulatory region sequence-specific DNA binding; DNA-binding transcription factor activity, RNA polymerase II-specific. The transcript has 2 exons. The record is from RefSeq and is a predicted model, not a curated record. Gene Ontology annotation, cellular component: nucleus. Gene Ontology annotation, biological process: regulation of transcription by RNA polymerase II.